UUCGGCUUCCGUCUUCUCCCGAUCCCACCUUUUCCAACAUUCCAGCCGAUCGAUUACUCUUGUCAGGUCGGGAUGCAUCAGUUCAGAAGGUACAACUAUAGCAACAACUGAGAAGCAAUGGAAGCAAGGUGAUGGAGCAGCAGCCAAGGGUGUUGAAACCAUCGACGAGUCCGGGAUGAGUGGAAUAUGGAGAGUUCCCACCAGACGGAAGGGGAACUUUUGCCUACGGAUGGACAAUCACCUCUGGGUGAAAGCGCCGAUGAUCUCUCAGAUAAGACAAGCAGCGGACUGAAUAAGAACCUCCUCCGAUGUCUUCUACUCUUGUUGCCGGUAGGAAUCCCGAUUGUAGUUUACCUGAAAGACAUUGAUGCCACCCGGAGAAUAUUCCUAGCGGCUUUCAUCCUGUUCUUGGUUAUCGUCUUGUCCUGCAUGUUAAUGGCGUUGCUCAGGUCGCGCAGGAGAUCUCUGGAAGAUUCUUCCUCCAACAGUGAAAUCGCUAGAGAGUUGGCGCAUCGGCACCUGAUGGCGGUCACCAACAGGUUCCUCCCCAGAGGAGCACCCCACGCCAGAUGCCACAGGCAACUGCACGAGACUGUCAUCGGGGAUCCCAGAAGGCCCCAGAGAGGGAGAUUGCCCAUACAUUAUCAGUUAGCCCCCACUUACAGCCGCUCGCCUUCGCCUCGUAGAGCGGGAAUAUCAUCGUGCAGGGCGCAAUUCGGACUCACCUCCCCAUCUCAUUGCAACACCAUCGACGUGCAGGGGAUACUGUUUAGAAGGGACGAUCCGCCACCCUACGAAGAAGCUCUUCGUUGCCCUUUGGCCAACGCGGAGUAUUACAGGGUUCAUACCUCAAGACAGGAGACGCCUCCGCCCUCUUACGAGAGAGCAGUUACUUAAAAAAAAGAAAAAGAGGACUCUUUACUUCAAGGACCACACAUUCACCAACACACACUUUCGACCAAAAAACCUAGAUAAAUAGAUGGUUUCUUCUUAGAGCCUUGGGCCAGUCAUGUAUUUUUAAAUGUAUUAUCAUAAAUUACAUAACUAGAAGUUAUUUUGUAGCUUUGUAAAAUGGUUUUUUCUCUCGUAAAGUUAAACGUUUAGAAAAUAGAAAAAAAAAAAAUUUUCGCCGUUUGGAAGAUGUUCAUUUGUGGAUAGAGUUGUGCCAAAAAAGGGACUCUUUUAAAUGUUAUUUUAUGAUGGGACACGUUCUCUAGGCGCACAGUAUGGAACAUUUCUAGAACUUUAGACCAAUAAAAGAAAAAAAAAUAACAUAACAUAAAACCUAGAUAUUUUUUAAUCAUAUUUAUUAUUCUUCUAUUGUUUUAUUCGCUUGAAUAUCCACACACAUUCGUGUUUAUAAGAGAAAAUAAUAAUAAUAAUAAAAAAAAUAUUGAGAAAUUAGAAAAGCCUCCAGUUUAAUUUAAUUAUCCACAUCCCGCACUAACAAUUAUCAUUUAAAAGGUGUCAGAUUGAUAAAUUUCAGCAGAAAUUGCCUUCUUUCGACCCGUUCGAUAGAGAUAAUAAUAUUAUAUGAUGAGUUUGGCUCUACACAAAUCGGCAUCUCUUGG
This is a messenger RNA of Centruroides sculpturatus (bark scorpion), 1571 nucleotides long. RefSeq lists its product as uncharacterized. The record is from RefSeq and is a predicted model, not a curated record. The transcript has 2 exons. The coding region runs from base 187 to 897 and encodes 236 amino acids. NCBI's taxonomy places the organism in Eukaryota, Metazoa, Arthropoda, Arachnida, Scorpiones, Buthidae.